Lactuca virosa is the source of this 435-nucleotide messenger RNA. The record is from the annotation of a GenBank genome assembly. NCBI's taxonomy places the organism in Eukaryota, Viridiplantae, Streptophyta, Magnoliopsida, Asterales, Asteraceae.
AUGUGUCUGUUCCGCUUAACAUUUCAUAGCCGUUUUUGGGCUGUUGAUACUAGUGAUUAUCUCCGCAUUGAUAAUCAAAAUGAGCAACUCCUUGAUUUCUCCAAUCUUGUCCACAACACUAACUGGGCUCCUAGAUCAAACUUAGGUGUCCAAUUAGAUCAACCUGAACCUGAGUCCAAGUCUAAUAAAGACGAUCCAGUUCUCGACGUUGUUGCUCUACGUAUUAUUACAUUUCCAAGAUGCCAUGUUCCUCAACAUUCGGAUCGUAUCGGCACCACCCGUUUGGGAGACGCUCUGGUUUCUCAGGCCAAACGUCAACCAAUACUGGAACGACGCCAAUCAAAUUGGUGGACAAACGGAUUAGGACAAAGGGGUCUAAAUGGAGAUGCUCCAAAGCGGGACAGUUCAAGGCCGAAGAUGAUGAAUUUUCCUUAG